AUGGAUCCUUUGGGUUUCUUCAAUUCGAAUCAUUUGUUAAUGGUAUCUUAUCUAUCUAUAUAUCUAUUCCACACAGUUCAUCAAUCGUAUCGUUCAUUUGUAAUGAUCGAUAUCAAUUGUCACCUAGUAGUUGGCAAUAACAGUAGUAGUAAUAACACAAUCAAAUUCAGUGUAAAUGAUUCAACAACAGUAUCACAAUUUAAAGCAAAGAUUGCUCAACAAGCUGCAAAGGAAUUAAAUAUACAUCUACAGAUUGCAUCGACAACUAAUGUUUUGAAUGAUACUGGUGCUGGUGCUGGUGCAGGAGCAUGUUCUUCAUUUACUGUAUCAUUGUCUCCAUCAAUGGAGCAGUCUCAGCUAAAGUCGGUGGCAUGGACCAAGUUACUAUCGAUCGAUGUCAUCAAGAAACAGAUAUCUCGUAGCUCAGAAAUACACUUUUAUAUUUGGCCAUCAACCACCACCUCUUCACCCAACACUAGUACUAAUAAUAUGACCUCUAAUGCCUCCAAUGUCAGUAAAAGAAUUACUCAAUUUAAUAGUCAAUCUUCAUUGGCCAAUGCCAUCCCAACUCCUACAACCAAUAAUAACAGUACUAGUCCAUCCAAAGACACUAUAAAACCUAGUACAUCACCAUCUAAUACUAAUACAAAUGGUACUGCAGCUGGUACACUUAGUAGUAAAGAAAAUUAUGCACUCCGUCCAAAACCAACCUUUAAGAAAUCAAAAUCUGAUCUAUUAGAAACCUUUAGACAAUAUAAACAACAAUUUAAUCAUCAUCAACAACAACCUCAACAACUACAACAACAGACUAUACAACCAUUGAAAACGUCAACAACCAAUGCACCACCACUUCCACCUCGAACACAUACCAUCAUGCCUGGAAUGCUCAAUGGCAAUGAUUUUAAAGCAAUGUUUAAUAGCAAUGGUAAUGGUGUAAGUGGUACUAGUAAUUAUAACUACCCUUUACCUGCAUUUGAAAAUCAUAAUAAUAAUAAUAAUAAUAAUAAUACUAUAUCAACCAAGAUUGAUAUUAAAGAUGGUCAAUCUCCUCCAACAAUGGUCAUUACUCCACCUUUUAAUAGUAUUAAUCAUAAUAAUAGUAAUAAUAAUAAUAAUAAUAAUAAUGGUACACGUUCAAGACCAAUAUCACCUCAACCACCUCAACAACAACAACAACAACAACAACAACAACAACAACAACCAAAUGGAACCAAUCAUUAUUCAAUUCCAACAGGUCAAUUGGGAUAUAGAGAAUCAUUGAUUUCAAAUAGUGGAUUAUCACCUAGAGGUCCUGGGAAUGGUAAUACUAAUAUGAAUACGAUGGUUGUUGGAUCACCAGGUGGUAAUAAUGGUGUAUUAAGAUACCAAGCACGUGGAGAAAGACCUACCUCACCCAUUCCAUCCGACUCUAAUUAUGGUGACAAGUUGGAUUAUCUAAACACUGUACAAGAGUUAAAAUCUGGCAACUAUACAUUGGACUCCAAAUUGCUCGAUGAAAUGGUAAACAAUAUAAGUUUGGAGAACAACAAAAGAGCAAGAGAAUCUGAAAAUCGUCUUAAAAAGAGAUCAUCUAGUUUUACAUUCAGUAGUAGAGAUAGUCAAGGUAAUGCAAUGAUUCCAGGUUACGAAUAUUAUUAUAAUACAAAUCAACAACAACAACAAGGUCAAAGUCAAGGUCAAAAUCAAAUUAAUAAUAAUAAUAAUCCAAGUCAAUUAAAUCGAGAUAGUGGAAUGAUGUUUUUAUUAAAUAGUCCAUCUACUACAACUACAACAUCAACAACAACAAGAUCUACAUUAACAAGUCCAAUUAAUACCAAUUCAAUGAUGGUCAAUUCAAAUAAUACAACAUCUGCUUCAACUGCCACCACCAACUCGACUGUUCCAUAUAAUAAUAAUAAUUCAAUUGGAGAAAUUAUACCUAGUUUUACAUCAUUCAAGAGACAAAGUUUAUUGGAACCAAUCAUACAUUCAGGUGAAUUGUAUAAAAAGAAUACUAGAGUUGGAUGGAAAAAGAGAUGGUUUAUUUUAACGUCAAAGAAAUUAAUUUAUGGUCCCACCCAGAGUGAAUAUUCACGAGAGAUGGCAAUCAAUGAUUAUAUCCUAAGCGAUCAAUCACCUCAGGGUAAAUACUUUUGCUUUAGUUUGGUGUCAAAUGCCGGUAGUAAUGUUCACCUAUUUGGAACGGAAAGUGAUGAACAAAAGAAGGAUUGGUUGAAAGCUCUUACCAUUGCAUCUCAUACUCUUAAUAUUACUUUGGAUUUAGUUGGUGUUGAGACUGUAUCCAUUCCAAUUACAAAAAAACAUCAAUCUUCAAAUUUAGAAAAAGAAUUUGAAUAUCAUAAACAAAUACCAUCAGAAAUUAGAGUACAUUAUUUAUCAGAUGAUAUUGCAUUGUUUAGAUCGAAAAUGUUAAAAUUAAUCAAGGCAACUAGUAAAUGGCAAUUCUUGACUGACCACAAGGUUGGAGCUGAUUUAUGUUUUGGUGCAUCACAUCAAAGUCAACAGACUCCUCCAAAGAUUGGGGUUGAAACUACUACUACUGUGGCACCUCAACUCACAAGAGGACAUAGUAAAAGUUUUGGAAGUCAUUUGGCAAAUCGUCCAAACUUUAAUGUAAAUAGUCUAGUCACUCCUCCUGCCAACACCACCCCCUAUAAUCCAAAUAUUCAAAUUACAUCUGUACUCGUAAAACCACAAACUGCAAUUGAUACCAAUGAUAAAGAUGUUGUAAAAGUUAGACUUGUCAUUCAUCAUAAUGGUUUAAUGAUUAAAUUUUUAGUUGGUUUGAAUCAAACAUUUGGAUCAAUAUUAAAUGUUAGACCAGAUUUAUUUCAAAAUGAUCCAAUGAAAUAUGGAUUGGUAGUAUUGGGAUCGAUGGAACAUGUAUUUAAUAUGAAUUUAAAACUUUCGGAUUUAGUCUAUGUUAGACGGUGUAUAAGAUUUAGAAAGGUAAUUAGAUUGGCAACGGUUGAUGCGGCAAUGGUCAGCAGGUUGUUUGUACCCAAUGUGAUGAAUGAAAUGGAGUGGUCAUCAUUCCUUGGUACAGUUAAUCAUUUUCAAGAGGAUCAAAUGGAUAGUAUAAGUGCUCAUGUUAUCAGGGCCAAGAAGAGUCUCCCACCAGGUGUCAGUAAUACAAAACUGGUCAUUACAGUUGCGAGUGUUGGAAACCUUGCACCUCUACUCAGACAACACAACGUCACAGUUCAUCAAAUGAACAAAGUACCAAUGUUUGUCGAAAUCAGUGUACUCUAUGGUGACAAUCUUUUGGCCAAAGGAAGAACCUCGUCAGUGCCCGUUGGAGAAUGGAACGAAAAACUAUAUUUUAAUAUUAAAUUGGUCGAUCUUCCAAAAGAAUGUAUAUUUUCAACUCUUUUGUUUGCAAAACUUCCAUCGUCUAGUGAACCAAUUGUCAUUGCUCAAUACCAUUUCCUAAUUCAAAGUCAAGAUGGUAAAAAAAUUAUUUAUAAUGAAUUGGAAUUACCUUUAUUACCAAUAAAUAUUAAAUCACCAGUAAUUACAAUGAAUGAUAAUGUUGGAGGAGUAAUAUUAAAUAAUGAAUCUAUGCAACAAUCAGUAUUGGCCAAUCAAGCAACCCUUAAACUAUUGUUUAGUGGUGUGUCUUCAACCAAUGGUGUUCAUCCAAUCUAUUUUGAAGAUCCAGAUUUCUCAAACUCACCAAAUGUUAUUAGUCCAACUCUACCGGAUCAAUCGGAAAUCAAGGUAUUGGAAAAUAUCCUUCACACUCACAGAACCUUUUUAAAGACCAACGACAAAUCAACUCUUUACAAGUACAGAUUUUACUGUAAAACUCAUUAUCCAAAUAUUUUACCAUCUUUAUUAUAUUCAAUUUCAAUGACUGAUUAUCAAAAUAGAUAUGAUGUUUAUGAGUUAUUAAAAGGAUGGCCAACAUUGGAUCCAAAUUAUGGAUUGGAAUUAUUAAGUAGUGAUUUUAUUGAUUCAAGAAUUAGAGAAAAAGGAAUUGAAUCUAUUAAUCAAUGGGAUGAUAAUUUAUUAUCUUUAUAUUUACCUCAAAUUAUUCAAUCAUUAAAAUAUGAAUGUACACAUUAUUCUUCAUUAUCAUGUUUUAUAAUUAAAAGAUCAUUAUGUAAUCCAUUUAAAAUUGGUGAUCCUGCUUUUUGGUUAUGUGCUAAUGAAAUUCAAGAAUUAACAAGUAAAGAUAAAUUCUUUAUACCAAUUAGAUACAAGUUGGUUAUGGAAGCAUUAUUGUAUGGACUUGGAUUAUCACAUACACAAGGUUCUUUGAUUGGUCAAUCUAUUCUUCACCAAUAUCUAAUGAUUCAAAUACUUAAACAAAUCAACUUGGAUAUCAUCAAAGAACCAGACAAACAACAAAAGAUUCUCGAACAAAGACUGGCAAGUCUACCUAAAAAGUUUACUCUUCCAACACAUCCUCUUCAAGAAUUUAAUUCUUUUAUCGUCGAGGAAUGUAAAGUCAAAGAUUCAAAUGCUGCUCCACUUUGGUUGGUUUUCAAUUCUGUUACUCCUGGUGCAGAUGAUACUAAAGUUAUCUUUAAAAAGGAUGAUGUUAGACCUGAUGAAUUAUGUUUACAAUUAUUUACUGUUAUGGAUAAUAUUUUAAAAGAAAAUGGACUUAAUUGUCAUUUUACUAUAUUUAAAUGUAUAUCAGUUGGUAGUGGAUUGGGUAUUAUUGAAGUUGUUCCAAACAGUGUCACACUUGCAGAUUUUAUUCGUGAUCAACCUAAAUACCAUAGCAUUGAAGAAUGGUUAAAGAAACACAAUGAAAAGAACCCAAAUUAUUUGGAUAUCUUUUUAACAUCUUGUGCUGCUUAUGCUGUGGCUACUCAUAUUCUUGGUAUCUAUGAUCGUCAUAAUGACAAUUUGAUGGUUUCAAAUACUGGUCAUUUCUUCCAUAUUGAUUUUGGAUAUUUCCUUGGACAAGUUACUAAAUUCUUCUUUUUCGAUAGAGAGACAGCACAUUUUGUAUUUCCAAAAGAGAUUGUAAAGGUUAUUGGUCAUCGAGAACAAGAGUUUAAAGAUUGUUGUUGCAAGAUUUACAAUAUUUUCCGUGAAAAUAGUCGUCUCUUAUUAAACCUCAUUUCAAUGGCAAACAGUGCCUAUGCACAGUCAGGUGCCGAGUUGUUAAAAGAUCGUCUCAGACUUGACCUCACAAAUGAAGAUGCUGCCAACCAUAUGCUCAAAUUGGUCCGUGAAAGUAAAGGAAAUAUAAGAGUUGAAAUUAACAACCAAAUUCAUGUUAUGAUUCAUCCAAAUUUAAAAAUAAAAAAGCCACCAAGUUUAUUCAAUAAUAAUAAUAAUAAUAGAUUAAAUAUGAUAACCCUUCCAAAAAUACCUAUCACAGAUAAAAUCUUUUCAGAACCAGAAGAUGAAUUGUUAAACAUCAGGAUAGUGAUGAGACAAAAUUAUGAAGAAUUAAAACUUCAAUACGCAAACAAUAUAUUGGCAAUCGAACAAAAUAAUGAAAUUAUUGUAAGUCUCAAUGAACAAAUAUUAGCAUCAAGACAAGAGAAUGUUUCUUUUGAUGAAAGACUCAAAUCAAAAAAGAUAAAACUCAAGGAAGCAAAACAACCAAAUUAG
This is a messenger RNA of Cavenderia fasciculata, 5577 nucleotides long. RefSeq names its product PI3kinase (gene pikH). Gene Ontology annotation, molecular function: 1-phosphatidylinositol-3-kinase activity. The record is from RefSeq and is a predicted model, not a curated record. NCBI's taxonomy places the organism in Eukaryota, Evosea, Eumycetozoa, Acytosteliales, Cavenderiaceae. Gene Ontology annotation, biological process: phosphatidylinositol-mediated signaling; autophagy of peroxisome; phosphatidylinositol-3-phosphate biosynthetic process. The transcript is spliced from 13 exons. The coding region runs from base 1 to 5577 and encodes 1858 amino acids. Gene Ontology annotation, cellular component: phagophore assembly site; phosphatidylinositol 3-kinase complex, class III, type I; endosome.